AUGCCGCACUCCACCCAAGCACCCACGCUAGUCGACCACGCCCAGUACGGCGACUGGCGUGACGACAUGUUCCACCAGGGCUUCGCCGUCGUGAAAGGCGCCGUCCCGCCGUCCCGCUGCACCGAGUACAUCGACGACAUGUACGCCUGGCUCGAGAAAUUCCCAUACGGCUUCAAGCGCUCCGACCGCAGCACCUGGACGCCCGAGCACCUCCCCGCCAACAUGAAGGGCGGCAUGUACCAUCACUACGCCGUCCAACACGAAUCCUUUGUCUGGCGCGCCCGCCUCGAACCGGGCGUCCUCGACGCCUUCUCGCUCCUCUGGGGCACAUCGUCCCUGCUCGCCUCCUUCGACGGCAUCAACUUCACGCUUCCCACUUCCUCCCGCGAGCCUUGGGGGGCGUGGCCGCACAUCGACCAGUCGCCUCACCGCACCGGCCUGCAGUGUGCCCAAGGCAUCAUCAACUUCGCGCCCAAUGGGCCGCGGGAUGGCGGCUUGGUGGUGCUGAAGGGGUCGCACCGGUUGAUGGAGGAGUACUUUGGGUGCCACGAGAAGGAGCAGGAGACGUGGGGGCCGACGGACUGGUUUGGUUUUACAGAUGAGCAGGUGGCGUGGUUUAAGGAGAGGGGUUGCGAGAAGGUGAAGGUAUGUGCCGAGCCCGGUGAUCUCAUUGUAUGGGAUAGCCGGACGGUGCAUUGGAACGUCGUGCCCGAGGGGGAGGAAACGAGGGCGCUUGUGUAUGCAUGCUAUGCGCCGGCCAAAUUCGCCAAGGCGGAGACAUUGGAAAAGAAGAAGGAGUUCUUCGAGAAGAGGCUUGGGACGACCCACUGGCCCCACGACAACGUCUUCGUCAACAGCUAUUCGACAGAAAGGAUUCGCUGUGGCAAGCCAGACGAGUACAACCGAGACAGGCCUUUCGAGGAACCAGAGAUAAACGACACGCUGCUCCGGCUCGCUGGAGUGCUGCCUUACGAUUCGUGA
Diplodia corticola is the source of this 981-nucleotide messenger RNA. Its product is annotated as phytanoyl-dioxygenase. NCBI's taxonomy places the organism in Eukaryota, Fungi, Ascomycota, Dothideomycetes, Botryosphaeriales, Botryosphaeriaceae. The transcript has 4 exons. The record is from RefSeq and is a predicted model, not a curated record. The coding region runs from base 1 to 981 and encodes 326 amino acids.